UGGUGACGGUAGAAUAGGCAAUGUGUUGAUAUACUUAGGGACAACAUGUCCAUCAGUGUCACCCUACACACUUACCUGUAACAGAGACACGAGGACACUGGGGAUACAGAUUCCCGCCAACAGCUACAGUCACGGGGACAGAUGGACGUGCGAAGGGGUAAAUAACUACUUCAGUGAGACACCACCCCAGGCAGACACGACCACAGUGGACGUUAUAUUUGGUCCCGGUACUGUUACCCUGUCCCCACCGGACACUACCUACACCAGGACUGAGGGGGACACGUUACCAGACAUCACCUGUACAGCUGACUGUAGACCUGGCUGUACCUUUGUCUGGACAAAACCUGACAACACCAACUUUACUGCCUCCGCUUUGUUGUCACUGGGACAACUGAACAGGUCAGAACGAGGGACGUACAGAUGUUCUGCUAGGAAUGUUGUCGGGGAGUCAACUACAACUGUAACUGUGUCUGUGAUGUACGGUCCUUCCAGUGUGGGGUUGUCACCACCAACUACAUCCUACACUCCUAUAGAGGGACAGACUCUCCCUACCGUCACGUGUUCGUCUGACUGUAACCCAAUCUGUACCUACAGCUGGACAAAGGAUAGACAGCCCCACACAACAGGGUCAGAUCUCCAGCUCACCAACAUAACACCUGGUCAGACGGGCGUGUACAGGUGUACGGCAAGUAACAGAUACGGGAGUCAGACAUCUAGUGACGUCACUGUUACUGUCAAAUACGGUCCCAGUACUGCUACCCUGUCCCCACCGGACACUACCUACACCAGGACUGAGGGGGACACGUUACCGGACAUCACCUGUACAGCUGACUGUAGACCUGACUGUACCUUUGUCUGGACAAAACCUGACAACACAAACUUAACUGCCUCAGCUGUGUUGUCACUGGGACAACUGGGCAGAUCAGAACACGGGACAUACAAAUGUACUGCUGGUAAUAUCUACGGAUCGUCAACUAUAUCAGCUGUAGUUAACGUACAGUUUGGUCCCGGUACUGUUACCCUGUCCCCACCAGACACUACCUACACCAAGACUGAGGGGGACGCGUUACCGGACAUCACCUGUACAGCUGACUGUAGACCUGGCUGUACCUUUGUCUGGACAAGACCUGACAACACCAACUCUACUGCCUCACCUGUGUUGUCACUAGGACAACUGGACAGAUCAGAACGCGGGACGUACAGGUGUACGGCUAGGAAUGUUGUCAGAGAGUUGACCACAAUUACAAGUGUAACCAUAUUAUAUGGUCCUUCAACUGUAAGUUUGACCCCGUCGACUACAUCCUACACUCCUAUAGAGGGACAGACUCUCCCUACCGUCACGUGUUCGUCUGACUGUAACCCAGUCUGUACCUACAGCUGGACAAAGGAUGGACAGCCCCACACAACAGGGUCAGGUCUCCAGCUCACCAACAUACAACGUGGUCGGACGGGCGUGUACAGGUGUACGGCCAGUAACGGUUACGGGAGUCGGACCUCUAGUGACGUCAGUGUCACUGUAAAGGACGGUCCUGGAACUUCUACUUCAAUUUCACCACCGGACACUAACUACACCAGGACUGAGGGGAACACGUUACCUAACAUCAACUGUACUGCUGACUGUAGACCUGGCUGUUCCUUUGUCUGGACAAAACCUGACAACACCAACUUUACUGCCUCGGCUGUGUUGUCACUGGGACAACUGGACAAGUCAGAACACGGGACAUACAGAUGUUCUGCUAGGAAUGUUGUCGGGGAGUCAACUACAACUGUAACUGUGUCUGUGAUGUACGGUCCUUCCAGUGUGGGGUUGUCACCACCAACUACAUCCUACACUUUAACAGAAGGACAGACUCUCCCUACCGUCACGUGUUCGUCUGACUGUAACCCAGUCUGUACCUACAGCUGGACAAAGGAUGGACAGUCCCACACAACAGGGUCAGAUCUCCAGCUCACCAACAUACAACGUGGUCAAACGGGCGUGUACAGGUGUACGGCCAGUAACGGUUACGGGAGUCGGACCUCUAGUGACGUCAGUGUUACUGUAAAGUACGGUCCUGGAACUUCUACUUCAAUUUCACCACCGGACACUACUUACACCUGGACUGAGGGGGACACGUUACCGAACAUCACCUGUACAGCUGACUGUAAACCUGGCUGUACCUUUGUCUGGACCAAACCUGACAACACCAACUUGACUGCCUCCGCUGUGUUGUCACUGGGACAACUGGACAGGUCACAACACGGGACUUACAGAUGCACUGCUAGAAAUAUUGCCGGGGAGUCAACUACAAGUGUUAUCGUUACAGUACAGUUUCCUCCUGAAAUAGACAGCCUUGAGUACAACCAAGGUGACGCUGAUGUGACGGAACACGGAUCCAAGACUCUCAUUUGUAAGGUGGAGAGUGUCCCAUCGUCUACAAUAACAUGGUACUACAAAAACAAUGGCACAAAACUGUUUACCGCCACAGAUGUACUGGAGAGUAACUACACCCUGACUACAGCUGGCUGUCUGGACACAGGAUUGUACACAUGUUCUGCUAGGAACAGUGUAUCUAACACAGCAGUGACCAAGGAUAUAAGGAUCAACGUUUUGUGUUCGCCGCGCCUUGAUCCGAGAGUGUUCACAGACCAAAAGAUGGGGUUGGCUACUCAUGAUAAUCUAACUAUGAAUGCCAUGUUUCUGUCAAACCCGGAACCCUCAUCAUUCAUAUGGACUUUCCAAAACUCUUCAAAUAGUUCUUUUACUGAGCUAAACAACGGGACAGACAACUUUGUUAUACAUAAUACACCUUUUACAUCGAACCUGUCAGCUUUGUCAAUGGGGACACGUACGAACAUGCAAGAGGCCUGGUUUGGAUUAUAUAAUGUAACGGCAAUCAACAGUGAGGGCAAAGGGACACUCACUUUCACAGUUGCUGCUACAGGAAAACCAAACCCCCCGUAUGAAGGUUCAGCUGUAUGUCCAAAUACAAAUAGUGCCAUCUUAAGCUGGAGAUCGGCAUUCAACGGGGGAGAUGACCAGACAUUCGCUGUUGGAAGAAGGCAAAGUGAAAAGGACCACUUUGUUAUUGAUCAAACCCCCCCAAAAAUCCUGGACCCGGGGCAGCACCAAAUCAUCAAUAUAACAGUAUUUGGGCUGACGCCUGGUACACAGCAUUUUUUCACAGUAUAUGCUGUGAACAAUUUUGGGAACUCAACAUUUAAAAAGGACGUAAACUGCACUACAAAAGUUACAGAAUCCUCCCCUGAGAACUCUCCUUUAGGAGCAAUACUUGGCGGAGUGGGUGGAUGUGUGGUUGCUAUCAUUGUUAUAGUUGUUAUAGUUGUCAUCAUUAAAGCGAGGAGAAAGACAUCUGGAAAAAGCACAAGAGAUGAUGAUACUGAGAUGAUUCCAAGGGAUAGAAGAUCCGUCGAAGAUGAUAGUUCAGAUGGCAUGAAACCCAAUAUUCUGUAUGAAUCAUCGGAUGGACUCAAAAACAACAUUCUAUACGAGUCUGUUGAGGCUCAACCAGGAACUUCCUCGGAAUAUGCUGUUGUUCAGAAACCUUCAAAAGGAAAGCCUGGAUCGCCAGACGCAGUUUAUGCUGUUGUGAACAAACCGAAGACUGAACAACUCGAAAACGUUAACGAUGUGUAUGCAGAAGUUAAAAAAACAAAAAACAAAUUAGGGAAAGGAAAACAAAAAGAAGGGAAAAAGAAGCAAAAAGGCAAAGAUGAAAAGAAGAAAACUAAGGGCGGGAAAGGCAACCAAAAUGGUGCAGCUGGAGAUGCAUACGAACAAGUUGACGCUGUCGAUGGAACAGGAGAUAAUAUCUACGCCAAUUGUGAUGGUGGUACAGCAGCUGCUGCGGAUGUGAAUCCUUCACGGAAAAAGAAUAAAGAUGGCCUCAUCUACUUGGACCUCGAAUUCAAAGAUGACAAUCAAAAUGGCAGAAACUUCAUUAUCCAUGGUAUCGAAAACAAAACUGACUACGUAGAUGUCGAUUUCACGAAACAUGCGGAUCCCCUGCCACCAGACAAUGAAGAAGACCAGCAACCAGCGGAAACCAAAAACAACUAAUAUGACCUGUUGUUAGGUCACCUGAGCUUUUAACUCAAGUGACCUAUUGCUAUCCGUCGUCGUCCGUCGUUCGUUAACAUUUUACA
Mizuhopecten yessoensis (Yesso scallop) is the source of this 4146-nucleotide messenger RNA. Its product is annotated as hemicentin-2-like. Gene Ontology annotation, biological process: cell-cell adhesion. The transcript is spliced from 21 exons. The record is from RefSeq and is a predicted model, not a curated record. NCBI's taxonomy places the organism in Eukaryota, Metazoa, Mollusca, Bivalvia, Pectinida, Pectinidae. Gene Ontology annotation, cellular component: cell-cell junction. Gene Ontology annotation, molecular function: cell adhesion molecule binding. The coding region runs from base 476 to 4060 and encodes 1194 amino acids.